GUUGACAACGCUGAAAGACGAACGCGAGACAAAAGGGGCGAAGAAAGGCAAAUUUAAUCAAGGAAAAACAUUAAAAAUGUUGAAAGAGUUGGUGAAGGAGCGACUCAUGGCGGCGGCUGAUGAAAUAUUCGCGCUGUUUGAAAGAACCAUCGCGUCGUACGAGGAGGAACUUUCUAGAACACGAGAGAAGGAGCGACAUCGACAACCGGAAGCUGCUAGCAAAACAGUGUUACAUUUCGAAGUGGACUACACAUCAUCCACCUUAAUGUGAACAGCCUCUCUGGAGCCAAACUCGACCAAAUCAGAGAAAUGUUCCUCAACACGAAGAUGUGCAGCAGCUGAUGGGCGCUCAAGAAGAAUGUCCCCCUCAGCUGCAAGGAUGGAUCACAAGCUGGGAGCAGGAGGAUCCACAGCCCCCUCGCAUUAAAGAGGAGAAUGACGAACUCGGGAUCACUCAGGAAGGCGAGUGUCUUCUCGGGUGGAAGGGGGCUGGUCUCACAAAGUCCCCACUGACUGGUGUCCCUGUAAAGACUGAAGAUGACGAAGAGAAACCACCUGAGUCCUCACAGCUUCAUCACAGUCCAAGUGAGGAGAACAGAGGGGCGGAGCCUCCAUGUAGCAGUUUACUACAACACAAGGCAACAGAAAUGGACGGAGACCACUUUGGAGCUCCACUGUCAGAUAGUGACGAUCAAGACAGGGCUGAAGAACGUUUUAGCAGCGAUACAAACUUUGUAGAUGAUUUGACGACUCACACUGACAACAAUCAUUCUAAAUGCUCUGAAAGGAAGACCAAAUAUUGGACCUGCUCGCUUUGUGUCAAAAGCUUUUAUUAUAAAACAGCUUUCGCUCGACACAUGAGAACUCACACAGGGGAAAAACCCUUUGCUUGUUCCGUUUGUGUUCAAAGAUUCUCUCAAAAGCCCCACUUGAUAUCACACAUGAAAACACACACAAGAGAAAAACCCUUUGCUUGUUCAGUUUGCGACAGGAGGUUUACUCUAAAGUCCAACUUGACGGUACACAGCAGAACGCACACCGGGGAGAAACCUUUCACUUGUUUACUUUGCGGUCAAAAAUUUGCUGUUAACGCCACUUUGACUACACACAUGCGACUGCACACAGGUGUGAAACCCUUUGCUUGUCCAGUUUGUGGUAAGACUUUUUCUCAAAGGCCACACCUGAAAUCACACAUGGGAACGCACGCAACAGAAUAAGCCUUUAGUAGUUUAGUUUCCGGUAAAAUAUGGAAUUGAAUUGAAGUAUUUAUUUAGGACAACACACAUUUUUUUUUACAUUUUGGCAGAGACAUUUAUGCAAGGCUUGAAACGGGGUUGGAUGAAGCAGAUGCUUAUAAUAUCCCAACCCCACUCACUCAUUCCACAUUUAACAUAAACAAUAUAAUACAAGAACAAUACUAUACAAACCAAAACAAGAAAACACCUGUACACUAACAAUACAACCACGUUAAACCCAGAUUCCCAUCUAACAAAGGUCUUAACUCGUUCUCCUUCUAUGCCACAUCAAUGUGGAAUGCACUCCCAACAGGUGUAAAAGAAAGGGCAUCUCUAUCCUCCUUCAAAAGCGCACUAAAACAACACCUCCAGGCAACUUCAACCCUUGACUAACACCCUCCCUUCCACAUCCCACCUCCCCGGAUUGUAAAUAAUCCAAUGUAAAUAAUCAAAUGUAUAAACUUGUUCUUAUGCUUUCUGAGCUCACUAUGUUCUCUGCUCGCUGUACAUAUCCUACCAAGUCAGUCAGUUGUUGAUGAGUGAAGUGCUGAUAUCAACCAAACCCUCCUCAUCCCAAAUAGUGUAAAUAAUUCAAUGUAUAUACCGUAAUUUCCGGACUAUAAGCCGCACCUGACUAUAAGCCGCACCAGCUAAAUUUAGGGGAAAAGACAGAUUGCUCCAUAUAUAAGCCGCACCCGACUAUAAGCCGCAGGGUUUUGAUGUGUAAUUAGCGUAGUAUAUAGGGGUUCCUGCUACCACGGAGGGGAUUGUCGGGACAGAGAUGACUGUUUGGGAACGCAAAGCGUCCCAUUUAUUAACAAUAAAUCUUUCAAUCCUUCAAUCAAACUUUCACAUCUUUGACAUGGCGAGCAGCAUUCGUGCAGAGUACAAAUAAUACAACGCUGCAAAGUAAUACAAAGUGCUCGCCUGUACGUUAUCAAAAUAACCAGCCUACCGGUAUAUGAAAAGUCAGUCUUUAAUCAUUGUGUCAUCGUCUUCCUCCCGCGUACUAAAACCACCGGAAUCCUCUUCGUCUGUGUCGGAGAAGAACAGGCCGUAUAUAAGCCGCACCCUUGUAUAAGCCGCAGGGACCAGAACGAGGGGGAAAAGUAGCGGCUUAUAGUCCGGAAAUUACGGUACUCUGAUGAUUAACUUGUGUGAUGACUGUAUUAUGAUGAUAGUAUAUAUCUGUACCGUGAAUGGAUUAACGUGGACCCCGGCUUAAACAAGUUGAAAAACUUAUUGGGGUGUUACCAUUUAGUGGUCAAUUGUACGGAAUAUGUACUGUACUGUGCA
This is a messenger RNA of Entelurus aequoreus (snake pipefish), 2531 nucleotides long. RefSeq names its product endothelial zinc finger protein induced by tumor necrosis factor alpha-like. Gene Ontology annotation, biological process: regulation of transcription by RNA polymerase II. Gene Ontology annotation, molecular function: DNA-binding transcription factor activity; RNA polymerase II cis-regulatory region sequence-specific DNA binding. NCBI's taxonomy places the organism in Eukaryota, Metazoa, Chordata, Actinopteri, Syngnathiformes, Syngnathidae. The record is from RefSeq and is a predicted model, not a curated record. The transcript has 3 exons. The coding region runs from base 342 to 1217 and encodes 291 amino acids.